Molecule: messenger RNA, 1137 nt
Organism: Striga asiatica
Lineage: Eukaryota; Viridiplantae; Streptophyta; Magnoliopsida; Lamiales; Orobanchaceae
Source: the annotation of a GenBank genome assembly
AUAACCGAAAUCAAUCGAGAUGUUCGAGUUGAUAUAUCACCUGGGUCAACUCAAUAUUACACUCCUUUAUGCGAUCAUGAUUUGAAGCCCUUUGUUGGACAAGAAUUUAAGACGUUAGAUGAUGUCUUCAAUUUUAUAAGAAAUAUGCAGUUGAAUGUGGAUUUGACAUUCGACGUUCACCAUUGUCAAAGUCAAAUGAUGGUGUUUGCAUUAGGAGAUAUGUUGUGUGUAGUAGAGAGGAUGCGGAUGACUUGGGCAGUGCAAAGGAAAAAAGGCGUAGAGUGUCUAAACGUGUCAGUUGCAAAGCUCGGGUGUAAGUUUGUUAGCUCUGAUAAAUAUAUUGUUGAUAAGUUUAUAGAGCAACAUGCUCAUUCUUUAUGUACUGAAAUGUACAAGCACUUUCUUAAUGUCAGUAGGAAUAUGGACAUUGGACAUCAAAAGCAUGCACAGGAAAAGAUGAACAGUGGUGAUGAAAUGUGUGUUCCCCAGCUUAGGAGGCCCUUGUUAUUUGAGAGGCAUGCUUCUAAUGUGUAUACUUUGAAGAUUUUUGAGGAGAAACAGAAUGAUAUUGUAGCUGCAUGCUUUGAAUGCCGAAUAUUGACUCUUGUAGAUGAUCCUGAUCAUUGUUUCUAUGAAAUCGAAGAUGUCACUUACGGUGCAUGUGAAGUUGUUUAUGACAAAUCACAAAACACAGCAACUUGUAGUUGCAAGAAAUUUGUGCGGGUUGGAUUACUAUGCUGUCAUGUUUUCUAUGUGUUUAAAGAUUUGAAUCUCCAAUCAAUCCCAGAAAAAUAUUUGGUUCCUAGGUGGACAAAAUAUGCAUCAUUGAAGCCUAUAUUUGAGGUUCAUGGUCAGAUUAUUGAUCAGUGUGCUAUGAUUGAAGAGCGGAAGUCAAUUAUGAAUCAGUUGUUCUCGGAGUUCUGUUCUUGUAUUGGGUUAGUUGAAGGAAAUAAUGAUUUCAUGACAAGUUUGCUACAUUCUCUUAAGAAUCAGAGACAUAUCUUUACCUCUGGUGUAGAUCAAUCUUCAGCAACUACGUCCAAGAAAAAGUUGUUUGAGGAUUACUAUGGAGGCUCUGUUCCACAAAAAGUACAGGUAUUGCCACCGCUUCCUAUUAAAACAAAAGGGAGUGGUAGU